UUCGAAUAAAUAUCCGCGUAAGAAUUCCGCAAUACCAAAAUUUAUUUCCACAGAGAGCCGCGAGCGGGAGGGUGGAGGAGAGGAGCGACGGAGAAAUGGAUCCAGAUGCGGUGGCUCGAGCAUUCGUCGAGCACUACUACCGCACCUUCGACACCAACCGGGCUGGACUUGCGGGGCUUUAUCAGGACAGCUCCAUGCUGACCUUCGAGGGAGCGCAUACGCAGGGUUCUGCUGCAAUCACCGCCAAGCUUACCAGCCUACCUUUCCAGCAAUGUCAGCACAACAUCUCCACAAUUGAUUGCCAGCUUUCUGGUCCCGGUGGGGGUGUGCUCGUCUUCGUUAGCGGUUCUCUCCAGCUCGCCGGUGAGCAGCACUCCCUGAAGUUCAGCCAGAUGUUCCACUUGUUCCCAACAGCACAGGGGAGCUUCUUUGUGCUGAAUGACAUUUUCAGAUUGAAUUAUGCAUAAAGCAAACUUUGCUUGCUGAAUCUGGAAGGGUAACUUGUCUGGCCGGAGUGCUAAAAACUAUAAAUAAUCUGUGAUUCUGGAUUUACCAUGUAAGUGUUGAGUCUGUUACAUAUCUUUUAUGGGGCGUUUAUUUUUUGUGUCCUAGUUUUAGACCAACUGUUCUUUGGCAAAUUGUGUUUGCCUCAUGUUCUUGCACUUCACAGAUUUAAACUUUGGCAUGCAUGUUACUCUGUUUGCAAAUUGUCUGAUUUUAUUUUCAAUUGAGAUUUCA
This is a messenger RNA of Phalaenopsis equestris, 738 nucleotides long. Its product is annotated as nuclear transport factor 2-like. Gene Ontology annotation, biological process: nucleocytoplasmic transport. Gene Ontology annotation, cellular component: nuclear pore central transport channel. Lineage: Eukaryota; Viridiplantae; Streptophyta; Magnoliopsida; Asparagales; Orchidaceae. The record is from RefSeq and is a predicted model, not a curated record. The transcript has 2 exons. Bases 96 to 467 code for a protein of 123 amino acids.